UAUCCAUUAAUCACCUGAUGUGACUACUAGAGAAAACUUCAUCUUUGGAUUAUUUGGGUGUAAAAUUCUUAGUAUUGCGCAUAAAUACCUUGUUCAAAUGAUAGGAAAAGGGCUCUGUGGUUGAAAUGGAGAGCCAGAGGGUCGCGGUGGUGGUGGAGGAGGCGGCGGCCGCCCGCGCCGCCCUCGAGUGGGCGGUGCGCAAUUAUAUCCGCGGCGGCGACACCAUCACGCUGCUCCACGUGUGCCCGCGCGCGACUUCCAAGAAGAAGCAGAGGAACCUCCGGCUCAGGGGCUUCCAACUGGCCCUCGCUUUCCGUGAACUCUGCGAUGGCAUCGCCGAGGCCAAAGUGGAGAUCAUAGUUACGGAGGGCGACGAGACUGCGACAGUCGUGUCGAUCGUAAACAGGAUUGGAGCCACAACACUUGUUGCAGGGCUUCAUGAUCAGAGCUUCCUCUAUAGAGCUCAAGAUCUAAGUUACGGUGUACGGAGUCUCGGCUGUCGAGUGCUUGCUAUUAAGCAGCAUGCUGCGAUGCGCGAGGGCUUUAUAAAUGCAGAGUUCUUUCAAAUUGAAACUGCCAGGCUAUGCAUAUCGGAGCCCAAAAUUCCGUAUCAAAUAUUUCCUCUUUCGUUCGGAAUGAUAUGCAGAAGAUCGAGAAGGAAAAAAUGAUGAGCUAUUCACCAAGAGAUGGUUUGUUCUAAUUUGGUGGGAUCAUAAAUGUACAACAACACUUGAUCAUAUUUGUUCAAACUCUAACAUGUACUCAGAGCUUUUUGUUAAAAAAUAAUUGGUUAGUUUUUGCUCGACAAAGAAAAUGAUAGUUUUUCUGUAAUGAUCAUAUGAUUGAAGAGAAUCAACUGAGCAUUGUGCUUAUAUUUCCCUUUCUA
Molecule: messenger RNA, 886 nt
Organism: Ananas comosus (pineapple)
Lineage: Eukaryota; Viridiplantae; Streptophyta; Magnoliopsida; Poales; Bromeliaceae
Exons: 4
Coding region: 126-668 (180 amino acids)
Source: RefSeq, a predicted model, not a curated record